AUGUGCCUUGCUCUGUUUCUCUCAACAGGCGGCUUCUCCAUCAAGUUUCAGAAUUCUUCCACAACUCCAACUUUUACAUCCGUUUUGCUCCGUAGCCUUGAAAAGAUCUCCUAUCUCCUUCAUUGCUUUUGGAGCCUCCCUCUCUUGAAGAUACGGCAUGUGGUUGUGCUUGUGAAGGUUGAUGGUGCUCCCGUCACCACUUCCACCUUUCUAUUUCUUCUUCUCCUUCUUCUCUCCGGUUUAGUCUCCAUCUCUCUCCUUAUUGCAGCGGAUUCUUCUUUUUCUCUGAUGUGCUUAAACAGGUUCCCAUGA
Microthlaspi erraticum is the source of this 312-nucleotide messenger RNA. NCBI's taxonomy places the organism in Eukaryota, Viridiplantae, Streptophyta, Magnoliopsida, Brassicales, Brassicaceae. The record is from the annotation of a GenBank genome assembly.